This is a messenger RNA of Nicotiana tabacum (common tobacco), 1920 nucleotides long. Its product is annotated as pentatricopeptide repeat-containing protein At4g21065-like. Gene Ontology annotation, molecular function: zinc ion binding; RNA binding; protein binding. Gene Ontology annotation, biological process: RNA modification. Lineage: Eukaryota; Viridiplantae; Streptophyta; Magnoliopsida; Solanales; Solanaceae. The record is from RefSeq and is a predicted model, not a curated record.
AUGCUGCAGUCUGUUUGUUUGGCAUCUUCACUUCCCAACCAUACCGUUCUCUCCCCAAAACUCAAACGCUCCUUUGAUGCCAAAAACAAUGUGCAAACACCCACUUCAGAAACCCCCUACACUAGCCUUGCCUACAAUUUCAACUCCCCAUUUGAGCUCAAACAAGUUGUUGCCUUUCUCAUUAAAACCAAUAAACCUCUCUCAUUACUCCCACUUUCUCGUGUUGCCUCCGUUUGUGCACUUACUCCCAACUUCUCAUUCGCUCAACAGAUUUUUUACUGUAUUGAGCAGCCAGAAGUUUCUGUGUGGAAUAGCUGCUUGAGAAAUCUUGCUGAAGGCAAUUCUGUUAUUGAUGCCAUUUUCUUGUUUCAUCAAAUGCGCAUUUACAAUGUUGUACCUGAUAUUUUCACUUGCUCUUUUGUUCUCAAGGCUUGUUUGAAAUUACUGGAUCUUUCAUGUGGGAAAAUUGUCCAUGCUUAUAUUGAGAAACUUGGGUCUCAGUCGAAUUUAGUAUUGCUAAACGCACUUCUUCACUUGUAUGCUAGUUGUGGAGCAAUGGCUGAUUCCAUGCUUCUGUUUGAUAAAAUGCCUCAACGAGAUGUUGUGUCUUGGAAUAUAAUGAUUACACAAUUAGCGAAGAAGGGUAAUAUUAAUGGGGCGUUUGAAUUGUUUUCCCGAAUGCCCGAGAGAAAUUUAAGGUCUUGGACUGCCAUGAUUACGGGUUUUGUUCAUUGCGGGAAGGCUAAAGAGGCUAUUAGACUUUUCACAGAAAUGGAAGAGACUGGCUUGAGGGCGAAUGAGGUGACUGUAGUGGCUGUUCUUGCAGCUUGUGCUGAUUUGGGUGCACUUCAAUUGGGCAGGAGGAUUCAUGAGUAUUCAAAUAAGAGCGGGUUUAAAAGAAAUAUUCACGUUUGUAACACUCUGAUUGACAUGUACAUUAAGUGUGGGUGCUUAGAGGCUGCAAAAGCUGUUUUUGAAGAAAUGAAGGAACGGACAAUUGUAUCGUGGUCUGCUAUGAUCCAGGGUUUAGCUAUGCAUGGACAGGCUGAUGAAGCCUUAGAACUCUUUAACAAGAUGAUCAAAACGGGAAUGAAGCCUAAUGAGGUCACAUUUCUUGGAAUCUUGCAUGCUUGUAGCCAUAUGGGGUUGGUCAAUGAGGGGCGAGAAUUUUUCGGUAGUAUGACUAGAGGCUAUAACAUUACUCCCCAAAUUGAGCAUUAUGGUUGCAUGGUUGAUCUCUUGAGUCGCGCAGGACUUCUUAAAGAGGCAUAUGAGUUCAUCGCAAGCAUGCCUAUAAAGCCAAAUGGUGUCAUAUGGGGUUCUUUUCUAGGUGGAUGUAGAAUUCAAAAGGAUGUGGACAUGGCCGAGGAAGCUAUGAGGCACCUAGGUAUAUUGGACCCUCUUAAUGACGGAUACUAUAUAAUUAUGUCAAAUAUUUAUGCAGAAGCUAAGCGCUGGGAAGAUGCAGCAAGGGUGAGGAAGUUGAUGAAAGAUCGAGGAGUAAAGAAAACUCCAGGUUGGAGUUCAAUAACUAUAGCAGGAGUAAUGCAUGAAUUUGUGGCCGGAGAUGACAACCAUCCUCAGGCAGAGGAGAUCUUUGAAAGAUGGGACAAACUGCUAGAACAGAUGAGGUUCAAAGGAUAUGUACCAAAUACUUCAGUGGUUCUACUAGACAUGGAAGAGAAUGAGAAAGAAAAAUAUUUGUAUCGCCAUAGUGAGAAAUUGGCCCUUGUUUUUGGUUUGAUGAACACCAAACCAGGAGAAACAAUAAGGAUAAUGAAGAAUCUUCGCGUUUGUGAAGACUGCCAUGCUGCUUUCAAAGUAAUAUCAGAAAUUGUCAAGCGAGAGAUAGUUGUGCGUGAUAGGAAUAGAUUUCAUUGUUUUAAAGGUGGUCUUUGUUCUUGUAAGGACUAUUGGUAG